GCCGCAGAAGCACCGCUUCGAGGACGACGGGCCGAGCGCGGCCGGACAGGUGCUGCUCGAAGGAAGUGCCGCUCAGCGGCAGGAGCUGCUCGCAGCCCUCCGUCAAAUCGCGGCCGAACGGGGCGAGGGCGCGCUCGAGGGCAUCGUCGGCGACGAUCUGCGGAUCGCGAUGCCGCACUCAUCGCAGCAGCUGGUCAACGAGUGCAUGCUCGCCCUGCUCGCCCUGACCAAGUCUGCGCGCGUCUCCAAGCCGGCACAACUCGCGGCGGCGCUGCACCUGUGCAGGCUGCCGGCCAGCGAGGCAGAGGUUGCGGCGAGGCUCGACGCGCCGAAAGCCACACCGGCCCUGCUCGACGCGGGCUUGCGGCGCCGCCGCUGGCAGCAGCGGCGCUGCUUCUUCUUGGUCCGCCAGCACGGGCCGAGCAGCCAUGUGCUCUGCCGCCUCCCGCGGGAGCUCUUCGAGCACGUGAUGCCGCGCGGCGUGCCGGUUGCGACCGUCGCGAUCCACAACGCCGCCAACGCCGGCCUCCUCGCCGUCCGGACGCUCGGCCCAUACGGCGCCCCGGCGGGCCCCGGCUGGAUGCAGCCGGACGAUCCGGAUCCCGACGGCGAGCAGCUCAAGGCGCUCAAGGGCUUCCUCAACUCGCCCGGUGGCAAGAAGAUUGAGCGCCUCUGGAUCGACUCGGCCUGCAUGCCGCAGGACCUGCCCAAGGGCUCACGCAGCGCGGAGGACACGGUCGCCUUCAAGGGGAUGCUGAAGGAGGUGAACCGGCUCUACCUUGGCACCACCGUCCUCAUUCUCCUCGACCUCUCGUACGUGUCCCGCUUCUGGACCCAGUUUGAGUCGUGGCUCGCAAUGCAGUUCGCGAUGCCUGACGGCCUCAGGCCGGCGGUGGGCACCAAGAACCAGCGGCACCACAUCAUCUGCAUCCAGAACGCAGUCGAGCAAUCCGCGCUAUUCGAAAAGGCGCUUAUCGACAUGUGGGCGGCGAAGACACCGCAGCAGGCGCACGCCUUCCUCUCCAAGCCCGACGUCACUGUGACCAACCAGAGCGACAAGGAGGGGCAGCUACCGAAGAUCAAGGCGCUCGACACGACGGUGCAAGCUGCCUUUGGCGACAUCCCGAGGCUGUUGGAGGACGAGUUGGCGGCGAGCGAGGCGGCGGCCAAGCGCGCCGAGAUGGCGCGCGAGGCCGAAACCUCCUUGAGCGGAUCAAAGCCCUUGCUGUGA
This is a messenger RNA of Emiliania huxleyi CCMP1516, 1231 nucleotides long. RefSeq lists its product as hypothetical. The coding region runs from base 170 to 1231 and encodes 353 amino acids. The record is from RefSeq and is a predicted model, not a curated record. NCBI's taxonomy places the organism in Eukaryota, Haptophyta, Isochrysidales, Noelaerhabdaceae. The transcript has 4 exons.